UUCCCGGCAGGCUUUGCGGCGCGCCCCGUUCAAAACGGCGGCAGUUGGUUCAAUGCUGCUUUACGAUACCGGUUUCUGAAGGGGAAGGAGCAGUUUCUUUGCUGACGCCAGAGAGCCAGACUUUUCAAUAGUAUGGAUUCAGGUGUUUAUAGAUGCCUUCAGCCUGGGUUAUCGAUUAAUAUUCAGCGUAGCAAUGGUGCAGUCCAUGGUGCCACUAUCAAGUCACUGAAUCUGGAAAAAAUGACUGUAUCUGUAGAAUGGACAGAAAAUAACUCUAUCAAAGGGAAAGAGAUUGACCUUGAUGAUGUAGUAGGGAUAAAUCCAGAGCUGUUUACAACUCCAGUUGUUGAUGUGAAAGAGAGCCUUCCUGUGCGAGAGAAUGUAACCACACAGAGACAAAACCGCAGGACAACACUCUCAAAAAUUCCUGCUCCGAGAGAAGCUCUGCGAUUCCAAGCCAGCAAAAUGUCUGUCAUAGCAGAAUCACAGAACAGCCCUCUGGAAAAUGAGAUGGAGGUUGAAUCGCCUGCUACUGUACCAGCGCGGAGCCAUUCUGCUCUUCCUGUUGUUCGAGCUCGAUCUAGGAACAGCUAUUCUUCUGACAGAUGUAACGUGCAACCAAAUGGCAAUGAAAUGACGGAAGACCCUCCACAGACUCUCAGAAUGGUCUCUGCUGCAAUUCAAGCUCGGAGAAAAUCUAACAUUGUGAAAGAGAUGGAAAAAAUGAAAAAUAAGAGGGAAGAGAAAAGAGCCCAAUUCUCUGAAAUAAGAAAUAAGAGGGCACAGGAAUAUGAUAGUAGUUGUCCAAACUGGGAUUUUGCACGGAUGGUUAAGGAAUAUAGAGCCACUAUUGUUUGCCAGUCAAUAUCGAUGAAUGAUCCAAUAGAAGAGCAUAGAAUUUGUGUCUGUGUGAGGAAACGGCCCUUAAAUAAGCAAGAACUUGGAAAGAAAGAGUGUGAUAUAAUUACUGUUGUCAGCAAGAACAGCAUCCUAGUGCACGAACCAAAGAUGAAGGUGGAUCUGACAAAAUAUCUUGAAAACCAGCCUUUUCGAUUUGACUUUUCGUUUGAUGAAAAAGCUUCCAAUGAAAUGGUUUAUUGCUUUACUGCUAGACCACUUGUGCAGACCAUCUUUGAAGGAGGAAAGGCUACGUGUUUUGCUUAUGGUCAGACUGGAAGUGGGAAAACCCAUACUAUGGGAGGAGACUUCUCUGGGAAAGUGCAGAAGGCCUCUAAAGGAAUAUAUGCUUUUGCAUCACAGGAUGUCUUCCUCCUUCAGAAUCAGCCACGGUACAAGGCUCUAGGUUUGGAAGUAUAUGUGACUUUCUUUGAAAUAUAUAAUGGAAAGCUGUUUGACCUCUUAAACAAAAAAGCAAAGCUGCGAGUGUUGGAAGAUGGCAAACAGCAGGUCCAGGUGGUUAGCCUGCAAGAAAUGCAGGUGAACUCUGCUGAGGAUGUUAUCCGGAUGAUUGAGACAGGCAGUGCCUGCAGGACAUCUGGGCAUACAUUUGCGAACUCCAGCUCCUCACGCUCCCAUGCUUGUUUUCAAAUUAUUCUGCGCAGAAAAAGAAAACUUCAUGGCAAGUUUUCUUUGGUAGACUUAGCUGGGAAUGAAAGAGGUGCUGAUACCUCCAGUGCUGAUCGGCAAACACGGAUGGAAGCUGCAGAAAUAAACAAGAGCUUGCUAGCUCUGAAGGAAUGUAUCCGUGCUCUAGGCCAGAAUAAACAACAUACACCUUUUCGGGAGAGCAAGCUUACCCAGGUGCUGAGGGAUUCUUUCAUUGGAGCAAAUUCCAGAACCUGUAUGAUUGCAAUGAUCUCUCCAGGCAUGAAUUCUUGCGAAUAUACCCUAAAUACCUUGCGGUAUGCUGAUAGAGUGAAGGAGCUCCCUCACAGUGGUACAGCUGGAGAAACACAGAACUGCAUGGAAACUGAAAAUGAAGAGCUGGACAUCAGCGAGGAAGAAUCGGACCACCUUCAUGAGCAGCUUUCUGAAGAUGAGCUGUCUCCACAUCUGUCCAGUUUCCGUGAGGCUGUCACCCGGAUAAGUGAGCUUGAGGAGAAGGCAAUAGAGGAGCUUAAGGAUGUCAGGGAGAAAAUAAAUGACUGUAACUAUCUCCUGGACAUUGCGGAACAACCAGAAUAUGACCUGGAGGCAUUUGUAUACCAAGCCCAGUGCGUCGUAAAUGAAGGAUCCAAAAGUUUCCUCCGACUGAAAGACACUCUGGAAGAACUAACCCUUGCCAUGCAGAUGGAAGAACAAGCCAGCAAGCACCUCAAUAAGAGGCCACUUCAAUAGCUUCCCACUUGUUAAAUGAAUCUUUUUGCUCUCUCUUUGUCUGUCACUUCUUUGGUUUGGUGUUAUUGCAUUUUAAAUGCAACCAGAAGAUUCAGCCUAUCUGGUUUGAGGGUUUCCAAUUUGGGGGGGGUACCCUUGAUAUAGGCAAGGGAUAGCACUCGGGCAGAAUGUGGUGUUUCUGGGAGCACUGUUGCUCUUCAGUACUGAAGGCUGAGAAGGAAGGUGCUUUAGUGUAUUUUUGGUAAGCAUGUAUACUUUUCUAGUGUAAAUAAAGUCUUUGGCUAAAUGUUUUUUGAAUGUUACAAUUGAGUGCAAUCCAGUGAAUCUUAAACCAGAUUUGCUGUUUGAGACUUCUUACAAUAGAAAUAAUCAGUAGUUGAAGCUGUUUAUAAAUCUUUCUGAAUUCAUGAAAUUCUGCCUUCAGAGGGCACUGAAGUGCUGUGCAGGUCUCUAAUUGGCCUGCUGUUCAUUUGUCCAUGUUGGAGAUGUACACACAUCUGGCCAAAAGAACAGGGAAACGUUAACCCAGAAAGAGCAGCUUGUUGCCUUUCAACUUGAUCUAUUAAAUCUAAAGGAGAACUUGAGAUUUGUAAGUAGGACUUGUUACAUAGAAAUACUUUAUCUUGGUUUUCAACUAGUUUUAUUUCAGAGGAAGGCUGCUAUUGUACUUGCCUGGAAAAGUCUAUUGAAUUUGGUGGAUUUUUUUCUGAGAAAAUGUAUCAAAUGUCUUCUGUUUGGGUUGAACUUUAGGACAAGAUGGUGCCUGCUCAUGAGACAUAAGAAGGGGUUCUGGUGAAGUAUGGGUGGGCAAUGCUAAACAACACAUCUGUACUUUACAGUUAUGCAUCAGUUUCUCUGCAGUGAUGACAAAUUUCCCGUUGUGUAUAGAUUUCUACAAGACAUAUACAGCAUCUCACAUAAAAUACUAGGUAUCCAAUGAAGGCGAACUUACUGAGAAUGGUAGAUUUAGGGGCUGAUACACCCACACAUGCUUCCUCGUUACUUGAUGAACUGCAUGUGUGAAUGAGCUAUUGGGCCUAAAAUACCACAACUUUGUAGCAAUAGCAAAUACAGAUUUUCAAAAUGCAAUUCUGUUCAACUUAAAGUCAUCAGGUGUUGCAUAAUCAAGUAAUAUAUCUGCACCUCUGUUGCUUUGCAAAUAAAUAAAUGGGCCCUGCUGAAUCACAGGUUUAGACAUUGACAUUAAGUGUACUGAAUGUUAAUAUCAGAAAACAGUCUGUAGGUAUCAGGCUUAUAAAUGGCUAUUUGCUUGUCAUGAGUGUAAAUUGCCUCUAAGUGAUCAAGCAGGAAUGUUUUUUUAACUGCCUGAAAGCAAAAGGCAGCAAGAAAUCUAUUGACUUUUUCCUGUUUAUAUCCAAAAAAAUAACAAAUGUGUGUGUAAAAAUUGGCCCUGAUAACCUUUUUGUAGACAAGGUACUUUUUUUGUGGAUUUGAAAUAUUUAUCCAACCUUUCUGAUAAGACCAAUUGGCUCACAAUAAAUGAAAACUGAUACAUAAUAACACAAUAUUUUAAAAGACAGUAGUAACACAUGAAAGCUCUGGGGACUCUGAUGGAAAGGUGUCCCACUCUAGCUACUGUGGCUAUUUAACUGCUGCUCUUUGAAGGCUUCGUGGAGAAUAUGGAGGAAAGUACCACCCCUGUGUGUGCUACCUAAAAACCCAGCCCCAUGUAGUACCAGAUGUUUUAGUCCCUGGGAGGACUGGGCAUUUCCUCACACAGGCUUCAGAGUUUGCAGUUCCUGGCUCUUUGCAAAGGUAUUGUGGCCAUACACAUUAUGCCUAAUUAAAGCAGUGUAUUGAAUUGUGAUAGGUUUCAUUCAUGUAGAGGCAAUGAUUCAGUGUAUGGUUUCUAGAGAAGCUUGUUAAAACACUGGUAUUGAAACCUCUCAGAUGCUUAUUGUCCUAUCUCAGUUUUGCUUACUUCAUGCAUGAACCAUGUGCUUAAAAGAAAAUGCAUAUGAUGGCUUUUUGUUUGUUCUAAAACUAGAAUUAAUUGCUGCCUUUCUGGGUGGUUUUUUUUAAAAUCGGUUUUGCAAA
Messenger RNA from Rhineura floridana, 4356 nucleotides. RefSeq names its product kinesin family member 2C (gene KIF2C). The transcript has 21 exons. Gene Ontology annotation, molecular function: microtubule motor activity; microtubule binding; ATP binding. Gene Ontology annotation, biological process: microtubule-based movement. The coding region runs from base 133 to 2298 and encodes 721 amino acids. NCBI's taxonomy places the organism in Eukaryota, Metazoa, Chordata, Lepidosauria, Squamata, Rhineuridae. The record is from RefSeq and is a predicted model, not a curated record.